UUGUAAACAAGCGUGUUUCGGCGCGCGCAUUCGUAAGCAUGAGACGCGACCGCAUCGGAUUGGUAAUACUGUUUCAGUUCGCGCUGCUGGCCAUCGAUGUGGUGCUGAACGUUUUGACAGAUCUCCACAGAGGUUCACCAGUCACCCUGCUGCUGCUUUUCAUCAUCCAAGACUUCUGCAUCGUGUUGAGCCUGCUGGUCAUGUGCCUCACGAUAUUCAAUACCUAUGCUUUCCAAGUCGGCGAGUUCAGGGAAGUUGCCGCCACAUUCAAGACACCGGUCGCAGUCAACUUCAUCUACUUGGUGCUGUCACUGGUGUUACAUGUGUGGUCCAUGGAAAUGAAUGAAGACGGGUCAUCCGAGCAGCUGCGGCACUCAUGGAGAACCAGAGCUACCGAUGUCACAUUGUUCACGCUUCAAAGAUUUGCUGGGGUGUGGCACUACUACUUCUACAAAAAGACCGCCCUGUUCAUGGCGGACGACCGACUGUACCGCCCGAGUGGCCGUUCUGCUGCAACGAAAUGCUCCGCAGCAACGGCGGAGGAGCCGAUGUGACGUCAGCAUGUUCACGCAAAGAGAGACUGCAACAGCCUUAGUACCACGAAACAGUAAAACGACAGCUUUUAAUUCUGUUCUACAUCGGCAACUGGGGACAGCCGCUGACUGACGAAAAAAAAAAACAA
Molecule: messenger RNA, 682 nt
Organism: Rhipicephalus sanguineus (brown dog tick)
Lineage: Eukaryota; Metazoa; Arthropoda; Arachnida; Ixodida; Ixodidae
Product: transmembrane protein 138-like
Exons: 4
Coding region: 39-554 (171 amino acids)
Cellular component (GO): cilium
Source: RefSeq, a predicted model, not a curated record